This is a messenger RNA of Coregonus sp. 'balchen', 3978 nucleotides long. NCBI's taxonomy places the organism in Eukaryota, Metazoa, Chordata, Actinopteri, Salmoniformes, Salmonidae. The record is from the annotation of a GenBank genome assembly.
GUCCAGUUUCCGACAGUGUGACUCGCGAAGCCUAACUGCUGUGAAUAAGCCGUUUUGGUUUCCUGUUUUAAGUUCUAAAAACUAAUAUUUAGAUCAUUCAAACCAAUUAUCGCCAUACAUAACUGUAUCGAUAACCGAUAUAUUGCAAAUAUCAGUCGAAAUACGUGUUCUACCAGCUUCAGUUCAGUUCUGAAGUUGCAACUCGACGCCAGCGAAGUGUUAGCUCGAACGGCUCUGAAAAGUUUGUUGUUGUCACGUGACGUGAAACGAAUGUGGCGAUAAAGUUUUUGUUUCUUUAUUAAAACGACCAUAGCUACAACAUUUUAACAUUAUCUAUUGAAGUUACUAUUUUAAAACAAUGCCUCAACCAAAAUACAGGAAGAUAGCUGUGAUUGGGUACAGAUCUGUCGGUGAGUGAAAUAAGAAGCUACUUAGCUAGCCUUUGUUUUUGUUUGCAUAGCUACUGUACGGUAUUGCUAGCUAGCAAUAGCGUACUAGCUAUGCAAGAAAAAGGCUAGCUAGCUUCUAGUACCAAAACAGAAUCAAGCACAGAAGAGAAUGCCAUAGCUAUGUAAUUGUGAAUUGGGUAGUGUUUUGAUGUAUAGACGUUGUUCAUGUAUAAACGUUGUAGUUGAUAGCCUUCUACUCACUCACCAUGCCAAAGUUGUGUGCUAACUUUGCCACAACAACUUAAGCUAAGUUCCACGAUGUGUUAACGCGGCCAACUAACGUUGCUAACGUUAGCUCAUAGACCUAGCUAUCUAGAUAUUUGCAAUAUGAAAUAUCUGCAGUCAUAACUAACAUAGCCAAUCACAGUGUAGAAAUGUUGUUCGGAGUCAGGUAACAUUGAGUGUUUUACUUAGCAAAUGGUAUUUUAGUUUUCCUAUGAUUUUGGAAAUUGCUGCUCAUCGGCCACAACAAUUCAAUUUUCCUCUACAGGAAAGUCAUCUCUCACAAUACAGUUCGUGGAAGGACAGUUCGUAGAUUCAUAUGACCCUACCAUUGAAAACAGUAAGUAUAUUUUUUUCGUUUCUCGUUGGAUCAGUUUUGUUAUUCUAUGUUAUUGCACCCAUUAUAAGGUGUCAUUGAGGAUCAAAUAAUAUGCAUGGGUGAAAAGCAAAACAUAUGCUCCAUUUAUGAUCAUGCUAUAUCCAGCAAUUACCACGUGUCCCCCUUAUGUGGCCUGGCUUGGGCUUGACCACUGCCUCUUCACAUAUUUCCAGCCUUCAACAAAACGGUGUCUGUCAACGGUCAAGACUUCAAUCUUCAGUUGGUCGAUACUGCUGGUCAGGUAUGUAUGCUUUACAUUACUCAUCUUCUUUCUUUACCUCUGUUUCUCAGCUCUCUGAAAUAACACAAAAUACAUUUUUAUACCACCUGUUGGGGUCUGGUGAUCAGUGACCGUUUGUGCUGAUGCAACAUGUACAAUUGUUGGGAUAUGAACGAAAAACAACAGCCGAUAUUAUUUUCAGAAGCACUUGUCUGUCUGUAUUUCUUGUGUGUUUCCUCUUUAACCGAUUUCUCCCCUUAUCUCUACAGGACGAGUACUCUAUUUUCCCUCAGUCUCAUUCAAUGGACAUCCACGGUUAUGUCUUGGUCUAUGCAGUAACAUCCAUGAAAAGGUGAGUAGUCAUGGGUACAUUUCAUUCGCGGUUCAUCCUUUGUUCUGGCUCUCUGUUGACCUUGCGACUCUACUGUGUGUAUAGAUAGUUGUAUAUCCAUCAAUGCACACUGGUAACCUGUCUCUUUUUGUCUUUUACUUUUUGCAGUUUUGAAGUUGUUCAGGUUCUUCAUGACAAGCUACUAGAUAUGGUUGGGAAAAUACAGUAAGUUAACCUAAGUUAUAAAAGGUUGGUGAUGCUACUUUUGAUCUGUUUGUGUCUUAAAAAAUUGGUUUUCCAAGUAAAAAAAUAUAAAUUGAUGUGUUUUCUUUUAGGGUGCCAACUGUUCUUGUUGGAAAUAAAAAAGAUCUCCACAUGGAAAGGUAAACCUACUUGAGCUGAAUGAAGGAGGAGAGUAAUAGUGCUCCCACUCACAUGCAUGGCUGGUACAUUAUGUAUAGAACCAUGCCACUACCAUCUGAUUUCAAAAACUGGUAUAUGGUUUCACCUUGGUUACCCAGCCAAGGUUUUGGACCUUGUGACCAUAGAGGUACAUUCAUGCCUAUAAAAAGGUGUGAUUUCAUUACAUCAUGCUCAGUGUGUCCCUCCUCCCCUCAGGGUGAUCAAGCCAGAGGAAGGGAAGAAGCUGGCCCACUCAUGGGGAGCAGCAUUCAUGGAAUCUUCUGCCAAGGAAAACGAGGUACACAACGAUAUCUUCUCUGCAGACAGAGCUACUCAUCCACAUAUUUGUCUAUUCAAAAGCAUGAGAUUAUUUAUUGAUUGUUUUUCUACGUUCAACUCUAUGCAUUGCAGACCGCUGUAGAGGUAUUCAAGCGGAUCAUUCUGGAGAUGGAAAGGGCGGAUGGGAACGUUCCCUCAGAGGAGAAAAAGUGUGCCGUGAUGUAAGAGGGACAGCAGUAAGCUCAUUGGCCGAAGCCAGGAGACACAACAUCACCAGCCUGCCAAUCAUGACCUCCCUAGCACCAAGGAGCCGCAGUCGCAAUGUGGCCACUUAUAAUUCAUGUGUUUUACACAAAGGCAGCCAAUCACACUCAAGGCUGACUAAGGAGAACUCUGACGUGUCACACGAGUUUCACUGUCAGUUUUACUGAAGUCUAUUAAGUUUGGUUGGCAUAAACCAAACCUCAUGAAAAACAAAACAUGGAAAUACCAAAUGUAAGAGCCACAAGCCCAAACUUCACAACAAAAAACAGCUCCCUGAUAAUUACAAUCAAAUAGUUAGCCGUGCAUCAACAGAUGCAGCGGUGACUGGCUAGUGUCCCCAACUCUCACUGGCUAGCUUCACCUUGUACAUAAUAAGGGCUGACCUUGAUGCCUAAAAAACAUGCCUGACUUCUUUUCUCAGGUCAUCUGUAUACUUCAAUGAAUACACCGGCCAUGGCAGAGAGCCACUGUUCACAUUGCUGUUGUAGCAGCGUUGGAAAGUUACUAUAAUUCACAACUGAUUAAUGUCUUGGUUACAGUAUCUUGGAAUUAGUUCUCUUUCACACAAUAUGUGUGUUGCAGAAGUACAUUUCCUAUAGUAUUGGUCUUGGCUAACAUUUUUUCACUGUAAAACUUUCAGCAAGUCAACUUCAGGUUACACUUCACCCUUGAACUGUAAAUCAUGUAUUUUAGAAUACAUUUUUGUUCUUCACUUCUGGUUGGCAGAUUGGUCCUCGCUCCCUUCCUCUAUGAUUUACCAUCUGACAUUAAUAAUGAAGCUGUAAUUAUCCAGUGGACGAGGCCCCCUUGAAUGAUGUUUAGAAGAGAGUGGAAUGGAUCUGUUAUAUUAAAAAAGUUGUGGCCUUUUGAUCCCAGAGCACUAGGAUCCUAGACACAGGUUUGAUAGUGUUGUUAGUUAUAUCCUGAGAUAAUACAAGUGUGUUCAUUUAGCAGCAUAUUGAACAAAAUGUCUGCAUACAAUUAUACUAUAAUUAAGAAUAUUAUGGAGUUGCUGUUUUUGCAUUCACUGAUAAUUUCUUACCACUGUGGACUGUUAACCUUUUCAUGGGGACCACAGGAUCUGCUGGUUUAGUUUGAGUUUUGGGGUUUUGAUUCCAGAAGUGAUGUAGGGCUUGGUCAAGCCAAGCAAGGAUGCCUUAUGACACAUGACUUAUGAAUUUAGUUUUGAGUCAGGGACUCCCAUCGGACACAGUGCUCAACAUAACCUGAUUUGCAUGUCCACUUUAGCCUUACAAACAAAAGAUCAAUUUGAAGUCCAAUGGUUUUUACUCACAUUACUUCCAUUUAUCCAGACAGUCCACCCCCUAGUAUCUAUUAUUGUUUAGAUUUUUUUUUUUAUAGUGCUUCUCUUUGAGUAAGUAGUAGAUUGAUUGAUUGAUGAUGCAGUCUAAGGCUGCGUUUACACAGGCAG